AGUUCAACCGACAGUUUCCAUCCGUUCAGAUCACUCUCGGGAGAUUUUUUUCUUUUGGUUGUUCAGUGGUGCAUCUGUAAAAGCGAUUUUCUUGUCAUUUAUUUUGGCAUUCAGUGGCGUGAAGAUGUGAAUUUGGUGCCAAAAGACGAGGGUUUUAUUUUCUUGAGGAGAAGCAGCAAAGGAGAAGAAAGAAAGGAACGAAGACGCAAGGAUUGAGCAAAAUGAGUCUUGUAUCCUUGAAUACAAUGAAUUGUGCAAUAGUGAAAGACAAUCCCUACUACUUCAACAAUGUUGGCGAAUGUUCAAAGAGCCCCCAGUCACCCAGUAGUAGAUCCACAUUCUCCUUCUUCCGCAAGCGCAGCAGCACAUCGAAGCUCAACACACCGAGCUCAUCGAAGGGCAAGGUAUUCCCCAGUCCAUCCUCGGACACUGUUUCGCUGGGCGGAAGCCGCCGUGGUAGUUUGAAAUCACUGAUCCGCUCCAGGAGCACCACAACCACAUCAAGCGUCUCCUACUCCCAGGGCAUCAUCCUGGGUGAAUGCCAACCCUGCCAACCAUCCAAUCCCACCUCCUCAUCCUCCCACUUCCGGCGCCGCCUUGGCUCGUACAACGAAUCCAUCUCAUACACCGGAAGCGACGAUGUCUUCCUCCCAGAUCACCGAUCAAACAACUUCCACUCGAUCGACUUUCACAUCCCACGUGUAGGAGGAGGUGAUGUGACGGACGGGAGUGGUGCAUCUGGGCUAAGACGACACUCUAUUGGGACAUUCACGCACAAAGAACGCACGCGGUGUGGAUCAUUCUCAGAUGAGGUCCCAAAAAUGCCCGCCCCUAAGCCCCCAUCAAUGCAGCAGAGUCCUUUUGGUAGUUCUUCCCUACGAAAGGGCUCUAAAUGCGGCGCUAGUGGGAGAAAUAUGGAUGACAUACUGAUUGCAACGUCGCGCCAGAGCGAACCAGCCAUUCUGUGGGCCAACUAUCUCAAGACGCGCUUCGACAAAAUCACCAGCCAACGAGGGCGCAUCCCAUUCAAUUUUCUCCAUGUCAAGAUUGAGGAGGGAAAUCUGUCAGCGGACAUCGUUAGCAGAUGCUUAGCCACCAAGUUGCAGAUCGUCAUUAUUUGCCCAUCGCUCCUGGCAUUGCCACACUCUCAGCUAAUGACGCAGCUGUCGGCAAUUCUCAGGCCUGAGAAAGUUCUGGGCUUGUUGCUGGAGAUCGAUGAGAUGCGUGUGCUGGAUAUUCAUCAGCAGGCACUGCCGAACUUCAAGCAAUGGCGAAGGUGUGCAAUUCGCAGCAAUGAUCAGUCAUUUAUUGGGAAUGUUUUGGGGAUUGCAACAGACAUCUUGGGACCUGCUCUGAGGGAUCAACCACUCAGCAAUUCAAUUCCAUCGACAGGAGUCACCCAGACAGCUCACGAUGCCUUCACUGUGCUUCCCAGGAAGCUGCGCAUCUCGCAGAAUAAAGUCGUCGCCUUGCUGACUGAACCACUAAAGGUGGAUGAUCACAUUGUCGUGCGAAUUGACAAGACUGGAGAGAUGCUCGAGGCGUCUGGGGUGAAGAGACGAAAUCCCUACACAUUGCAAUUUAGUGUUCCUGAAUCCUGCAUGGAAGUUUCCAUGAUUAUCAAGAUUCACAUUGAGAAGAAUGGGAAGGAGCUUGGAAGUCGCCAAAUUCUCUGCGAAAGCCGCCUGCGGGAGCUCGAACAAAUCCUUAAAGCUCAAGAUUCCCCCAUUGAAUUUAUCUGCCAGUCAAUGGGAAUCUCUGUGGCUGAUAGAGAACGCCUGGAUGAUAGUCUCUUGCAGGCUUUUGAGAAGAAAAUCCCACCAAAUUUUCACCUCUUAGCAGGAGGACACAGUGGAAGUUUCCUCGGUAAUCGAGAAGCAAGCUCAGAGGAGUACCCAACGUUGCUUCAUUUUGCAGCCAAAUGGGGUUUAGAGAAGCUCUGUAUGAGACUUCUGGAUUGUCCAGGAGGUGAUUUAGCAACAUCUCUUCGCAAUAUCAACGGAAAGACUCCCUUGGAUCUGGCAGAUAAUGAGGGACACACGAAGCUAGUAGAGAUCCUCAAAACCUUCACAGAUAUGCACGAGUUCACAACGAUGUAUCACUAUUUUAAAGGAAUCAGUGAUUCAAAGACAAAUAAGGUCGUUGUGGACUUUAAGAAUGAACCCAAAGGAGCUAGAUCUCUUCCAGCUACCCUCAAAAAGACCGAAUCCAUUGAAUCACCCACCAAAGUACCCGAAUACAUGGAAAUGACCGGAAGUAGCAGUUCAAGCGAUCAAGGAUCAUGUGGACCAGUAAAUGCGGUAACAAAUUUAAAUUAUAUAAACAUUGAGACCAAAUCAAACAGCGGAGAAGAUGUUUGCGAUGGUAUAGGCGCCAUGAGGGUGUCAGAUGAUGGCAUAAUGACGAAUGAGUUGAGGAUAAAUGAGCCUGCUUACUAUGAAUCCAAAGACAGCAACAGAACGGAUGAUUUUAGUCAGGAAUGCUCAAAUUUGUUGGAGAGCAUCGGUGUGGACUCAUCCAAUCCCCUCGCAGACUACCUAACACAGCCCUCAAAUCGUCCUGUUACCCUACUUCAACAAGACUUCCCAAACUAUCUCACCCAUCCCUCAAAUAGACCCGUUGAACCAAGCUAUGUUAACGACACAACCAUCUCGCCCAGCGCAAAAAUCUCUCCCAGCCCUCAUGAAUCACACAUGAAGUUCACAUUCAAACGUCGUGAAGAUGGGAGUCGAUCUGGUACGCUAAAACGCCAAGGGAGUGACACAUCGAAAGCCAGUGUUGAGGAUGAACUCCUAGAGAUUCUCAAUGACUUCAAGAAGAACGUCUUCACGAUUUCCGAUGCGGAAAAGUUUGUUCUAAGUUGGGAAAAUCGCGAUGAUGUGAAGCAAAAUUUCAAAGACAAGCAGGAAUGGUUGAAGGAGAUGCGAGAGAGGUAUGAUCGCAUUCAGAGUAGCAUGAAGAAGCCCACAGUAUUGGAACGUGUCAAGCGAUUGUUGAUCCGGAGUAAGAGUCACGAUAAGGGGGAUCGAGAUACAUCAGGAGGUUCCACAACGGAAAGGCCAAUUAGCAGCUUGAGCCUACAGAGUGUCUCAAGUAGUUCGUCAUCAGGACGCAUGAGUACUGGGAGUGUGUGCAGCGGGACAAGUUUGGGGGAUAGUGGAACACAUUCAGAUCAUGAGGAUCGACGACAGAUCUACAAUUGCAGAGUUGGAGUUCCUGGGAGUUUGAUGGAGAACUACUCAAUCCCACCAGCACCGAGGGUUGUCCCGCAGCCACAGAAUGAGCAUCACUACGUCAUCUUUCCUUCUAAUGUUCCCGUUUAUGCUUCUGCGUGUGCAGCGUCCCCAUCUGACUCAACAAAGUCCUUCAAUCAUGACUAUCUAAACUUCAAAGCAUUGAAUACGAUUGAUGAAGCCAAAGAAACCGAUUUCCCCGUUACGGUGCAACCAAUUAAGAUUCAAAGGAAUGAAAUGAUCUACAGCAAAGGUAAACGCGAUCCCAAUGAUCUCUGUUCCUCCUUCAGAGCAACAACGACACAUCAAGACACCCAAAAUGCAGAAGAAGAAAAUGCAAAAGAACUCAAUUUAACAGAACUCGAUCUCCAAACACAAGAAACCAUCAGAAACUUCAACAGAACCAUCAAAGAAUGCAACGAAGAUCUCGAAGAAAUUCGCACCAAAGCUGAGGAAAACCAUCCAAAUCAUGAUUACAUCAACCUCCAGCUCAACACGUAGAAGAGCUGCUAAAAUUGAAAGAAUAUUAGUUGGUAUACCACAAUCGUGGCAUACCAAGUAUUGUAAUCGUCGGAAAAACCGACCACCUCAGAUCGGGCUCAAACUUGGUAUGAGCACGUUUCAGACAACCCACAUUCCAAAAAUGGUGGUGGAAAAUUUUUGAUCCGGCCGGCCUGCCGUCCUGCCGUCCUGCCGUCCUGCCGUCCUGCCGGCCUGCCGUCCGGGACUCUAAACUUUGCCUUAUAUCUCGAGAACGGUAAUAGAUAGAGACUUCCGGUUUGAAGUUUUCUAUGGAAAUGUGGGUGUAAAUUUUAAUUUUUUCGCAUUUUUAAAAUUCAAAAUGGCCGCCGUCCGCCAUUUUGAAAUACCAUCAACCAGUUCCCUUAUAGCUAAAGGUCUGAAAUUUUAGUAUGUUGUAUAGCUCAGUGAGACGUUUUCAUCAACAAUUCAUACUUGACAAUCGGUCAAGCGGUUUAGCAAAUAUGGCGGCCUAAAGCAAAAGGUGUUUUUUCGAUAUAACUCGAGAACGGCUUGACCGAUUUUGACCAUCUUGGUAUCAAAUGAAAGGUAUUGAGAAGCCCUAUAACUGUCUAGAACAUUUCAAGUUUCAAAAACAUCCGCAAGAGGCGCUAAAAUCAAAAACAAAAAUUGCCUAACUUUAAGGGGCAAUAUCUCCGAACAUCUGUUAUAGAUUUCCUUUAAAUUUUGAUAUGUUGUAGCCUGACUCAAUAUCUAUCACCAGUCCGAAAAUGAAGAAAAUCUAUGUCGCCGUUUAGAAGAUAUAGCCAUUUGAAAAAUUCUUGAAUUAGAAAAGUUCUAAGAGCCAUAUCUCUUGAACCGCUUGUCCGAUUUGACUCAACUUAGUAUCAAAUUAAAGGUUUUGCAAUUAUCUACAUCUUUCUAGAACAUCAGAAACCUCUAGAAUCAUACUUUCAGGACGAAAAGUGCAAAAAACUGUUUUUGUUGAACAUAAAUCCGCCAUUUUGUGUUCUGGAGGUGACCUUGAAAUGUAUCAAAAUAUAUGUCAGAUUAUAGCUUAUUUCAAUACCUUUCCAGAACUAGUCAAGAAAUUUCUGUAGGUCUAAUAGAACUUAAGAUAUAAGCAUUUUAAUCUGUCAAAUUGCUAAAUUUUACAAAAAAUCGACUUUGCCUACUAAUAUUACUCACAAAUUAAAUUACAACGCAUAGACUGACCCAUCCGCGUUGUGGUAUACCAACUCUAAUAACUGGACGCGUUAUGAUUGACUUUUUCUUUAGUAUUUAUUUUGCAAGCAUUUCAUUGACAACGUGAAAAAUUUUCUAUUUAGUGGUUAAGAUACGUGUCUUUUCAUACUCCAAAUAUUUGUACUAUUUUAUAUAAGAAGAAAAAAAAAUGAUUGAGAAAUAAAUGUUGUAUUAA
This is a messenger RNA of Lutzomyia longipalpis, 5133 nucleotides long. RefSeq names its product phosphoinositide 3-kinase adapter protein 1 (gene stumps). NCBI's taxonomy places the organism in Eukaryota, Metazoa, Arthropoda, Insecta, Diptera, Psychodidae. The coding region runs from base 222 to 3734 and encodes 1170 amino acids. Gene Ontology annotation, cellular component: cytosol. Gene Ontology annotation, molecular function: transmembrane receptor protein tyrosine kinase adaptor activity; fibroblast growth factor receptor binding. The record is from RefSeq and is a predicted model, not a curated record. The transcript has 8 exons.